GGACCCCUGGGAGCAGUAGAAGAUGAAGCCCAACCCUGCAGGCUCCUCCCCAGAGGCUUGCAAAGCCCCUGACCAGGGCGAUAAGAGCUGCCCCGUCUGCCAGGCCUGGGGUGGGGUCUCAGGCCCAGGGUUUGACUUAGGGUCCGCAGCAGGACCCAGGGUAGGGACUGGUACAGCGCCGGGUCCUGAAUUGGGGCCUGGCGCUGUUUCAGGGCCUAGGCCAGGGCCGAGUAUAGGGCCAGCAUCUGGGCCCAGGCCUAGUGCAGUCAAAGGGUCUGGGCUGGGAUCUGCUGUAGUUCCUGGACCUCGGUCAGGGCCUGGGGCAAUUUCAGGGCCUGGACCUGGUACUGUCCCAGCAUCUGGCCUGGAGCCUGAUAAAGUCCCAGGGUCUGGGUCUGGGUCGGUUCCAAAUACUAUUGUGGGGUCUGGGGCUGGUGGUACCCCAGGGUCUGUCCCAGGCCCAAGUGCUACUGCAGGGUCUGGGCCUCAGACUGGUACUGUGCCAGGGUCCGGGUCAGGGCCCAAGGGAGUGGGCUCUGAACCUGGAGGUGCCCCAGGAUCUAUCCUGGGGCCCGGUGCCAUUGCAGGGCCUGGGCCUCAGACUGGUACAGUGCCAGGGUCUGGACUUGGACCUGCAACUGCACCAAUACUUGAGUCAGGGCCAGGGCCCAAACAGGGGUCCACGGGUGAGCCCAAACCCAGCGAGCCAAGGGCAGCCCCCACCCCAGCACCGAAGCAGAAGACUCAAGCCAAAGCUGCCCUGUCGUCCAGUCAGAAGGUUCUGGUGACUGGAGGAGGAGGCUAUCUGGGCUUCAGCCUGGGUUCCAGCCUGGCCCGGAGCGGUACCUCUGUCAUCCUGCUCGACCUCCGUAGACCUCAGUGGCAGCUGCCUCCAGGGACCCAGUUCAUCCAGGCUGAUGUCCGAAAUGAAGAAGCCCUCCACCACGCAUUCGAAGGGGUGGACUGUGUCUUCCACGUAGCCUCCUAUGGAAUGUCCGGUGCUGAGAAGCUGCAAAAAGAGCAAAUAGAGUCUAUAAAUGUUGGAGGCACCAAGCUAGUGAUUGAUGCCUGUGUCCACCGGCGCGUUCCAAGGCUCGUCUACACCAGCACUGUCAAUGUUGCCUUCGGUGGGAAGCCCAUAGAGCAGGGUGAUGAGGACUCCGUGCCAUUUUUCCCGCUGGAGAAGCAUAUGGACCACUAUUCCCGAACCAAAGCCAUCGCUGACCAGUUGACACUGAUGGCCAAUGGGACACCGCUUCCAGGAGGAGGAACUCUACGCACCUGUGUGCUCCGGCCCCCGGGUAUCUACGGCCCCGAGGAGCAGAGGCAUCUGCCCCGAGUGGUGAGCCACAUCCGGAAGAGGCUGUUCAUGUUCCGGUUUGGAGACCGUAGGGCGCAGAUGAACUGGGUCCACGUGCACAACCUGGUGCAGGCCCACGUACUAGCGGCGGAGGCGCUCACCGCGGCCAAGGGCUUCGUGGCGAGCGGGCAGGCAUACUACAUCAACGAUGGAGAGAGUGUCAACCUCUUUGAGUGGAUGGCCCCGCUGUUUGAGAAGCUGGGAUACAGCCAGCCCUGGAUCCAGGUGCCUACAUCCUUGGUUUACCUGGCAGCCACGGUGAUGGAGUAUCUGCAUCUGGCCCUCAGGCCCAUCUGCAGCGUCCCACCGCUGCUCACUAGGAGUGAGGUGCGCAGCGUGGCCGUGACGCACACCUUCCAGAUCGCCAAGGCCCGCGCUCAGCUCGGCUACGCCCCGGCCGCGUUCCGCUUCGCCGAAGUCGUGGAGCGCUACGUGCAGUCCACGCCCGCACGGCGCCGUGGCUGCACGGCGUGGCCGCUGCUGCGGCUGCUGCUCGGCCUGCUGCUGCUGCUCGGCCUGCUGCCCUGGGCUCUGCGCCUGCUGGAGCCGCGGCCCCGGGACGCUGCGGAGGCGCGCCACUGA
Messenger RNA from Echinops telfairi (small Madagascar hedgehog), 1942 nucleotides. RefSeq names its product short chain dehydrogenase/reductase family 42E, member 2 (gene SDR42E2). Gene Ontology annotation, molecular function: 3-beta-hydroxy-Delta5-steroid dehydrogenase (NAD+) activity. Lineage: Eukaryota; Metazoa; Chordata; Mammalia; Afrosoricida; Tenrecidae. The record is from RefSeq and is a predicted model, not a curated record. Gene Ontology annotation, biological process: steroid biosynthetic process. The transcript is spliced from 14 exons. The coding region runs from base 23 to 1942 and encodes 639 amino acids.